Molecule: messenger RNA, 570 nt
Organism: Arabidopsis arenosa
Lineage: Eukaryota; Viridiplantae; Streptophyta; Magnoliopsida; Brassicales; Brassicaceae
Source: the annotation of a GenBank genome assembly
ACCAAUUAUUUUGUAAUAUAUGAAUGGUGCUAACAGACGAUAGACCUGAAAGUAAGGAAGUGCUGCAGUGGAUGCGAGAGAGUAGUCAAGCAUGCCAUUUACAAGCUGAGAGGGGUGGACUCGGUGGAGGUGAACCUGGAGAUGGAGAGAGUUACGGUGGUUGGUACGUGGAGAGGAAGAAGGUGCUCAAGGCAGUGAGAAGAGCCGGUAAGCGAGCCGAGUUCUGGCCCUACCCGGACAUGCCUCGCUACUUCACUUCCUCCGACCAUUACUUCAAAGAUACCACCCGCGAGUUCAGGGAGAGCUACAACUACUACCGCCACGGCUACAACCUUAGUGACCGCCACGGUCACAUUCACGUCACCAACCGUGGCGAUGAUAAAGUGAGAAACUUUUUCAACGACGACAAUGUCCACGCCUGUCGCCUUAUGUGAUGAUCUUCCUCUUUUUUUCUUUUUUCUUUUUCGCUAUCUGUGUUGAUACAUAUUGUAUCUUCUUUAGGGUUGCUUAACUAGUUUGUAUGCAUAGGCGGGAGAAAAAAAAGGAGCUUUAUAAAACAAGAAAAACGAA